AAGCCACUUGAUAGAAAAGCUGUAGGCCAGUCAAAAGGUACACUGAAUAAGUGUAUGUUUAACAAAGCUAUUGCACCGAGAGGUAUAUAGAAUUCCUUAAAACUCAUUUUGGAGUGAGUGGUUCAAUACCAAAGGUACAAAGGUAUCACAACCAGCUUUCUGCGCCUUGUACAUUUACAAGGAGAAAGUCAGAUAUGGCAGAAGCACUGGCAGCAGCUUUCACAGAUAAUCUCUUGACAUGUAGCAUCUGUUUGGGAGAAUAUGAGGACCCCCGUGUGCUGUCUUGCUACCAUACAUUUUGCUACGGUUGCAUAUGUGACCAUGCUACACGAAAAAUUACACGAGACCGGACAUUUCCGUGCCCUCUGUGUAGAGAAGAUAUACCAUUUCCAAGAGAUGGACUUGUGAAACUGAAAAAAGAUUUCCGUGUUCACAGAACAAAAGAACUCCUGAGUCAGCGACAGCAAGAAGAGGUCUCAUCUCCAGUCAGAGAAACUGAUGAGCAUGGUGUGACACAAGCCAUUGCACAUAUGGCCGUCAGUUGUGAGAGGCAUCUUAAUAAUGAAAUAAAAUAUUACUGUGAAGAUGAUGAUACUGUUGUAUGUGGUGACUGUAUAUUAACAGAACACAGUGGACACCGUAUUUCAUCAGUUGAUAAAGUUGCAAAAAGCAAUAGGGAUAAAAUUAAGGGGGCUCUUGCAAAAACUGAAAAAACGAUGAACAGGUUUAAUGAGGCAGUUGCCAUGGAAACAGCCAAUGAAGGAAAAGACUCUUACCUGUAUAUCAGGAGAGUCACGAUUAAGACCAUAAGAAAACAAGCUCAGAGCAUGCGCAAAUUCAUUGAUCAGAGGGAGCAAAUACUUAUAUCAGAAGUGAAUUCUGCUUACGACAAUAGAAAAAAGCAGAAAGAAGCGAGCAAGGAUGUCCUUGAACUCCACCACGUCUCCUUGCGCAGUGCCUGUGGCUUUGCCCAGCAACUAAUCACAAAUGGCACUGACUAUGAUAUCAUGAUCCAUGCAAAAGCUCUGACAGAUAGACUGACGGAAAUGGAAAAAACACCUGUCCCAACUCUAGACAUACCUGUACAGAUAUCGUACAGCCCUGGUACGAUAUCUAAUGCUGGACUGGAAGCCAUGUUAGGACAGGUGACAGUAGAGUCGCAACCUUCAUUAGCUGGACAAGAAACAAAUCCAAGAUCAACACCACACCCUCCUGUUUUCUUAGAGAAAGCAGAUUGUGUGGAUUCUUUCAGUGCUAAACCGAAAGAUGAUAGAGCAAUAAACAUACUUGGAAUAGCCAUAGAUGAGGAACAAGUGUUUGUAGUGGAUAGCGGAAAUGACCGAACAAAAUUGUUCACACAUGCUGGAGAGUUCAAGUCUGACAUUAGACUUAACAGACCAUUUGACGUGGCAGUGUCGCAGGCUGGUUUCAUGUAUAUAACAUCACAGGGUGACAAACGUGUCAAAGUGUACCAAUCCAAGGGCAAGCACAUAACCACAAUAGGUCAGGGUCAUCUGGAAAAGCCACGUGGCAUCACACUAAACAGACAAGGUCAUGUGAUGGUCUGUGAUGGUGAAAAGAAAUCCAUCUUCACAUUCCAUGCAGAGAGUGGACAGCUCAUGAACACUAUUCCACUCAGUAUGUGUACGGGUCCAGCAUACAUUACAGUGGACAGUGUGAAUGAUAAUAUUGUAAUAUCAGACUGGGGCAGUAAUUGUGUGUAUGUGCUGUCACCUGCUGGUGAUCUGCUGUACCAGUAUGGCACACAAGGCUCUGGUGAUGGUGAGCUGUGGUCACCAAACGGAGUCUCUACAGACAGCUAUGGUCACAUCUUCAUUGCUGACAGGGGUAACAACAGGAUAGUGGCACUGAGUCCACAAGGACAGUAUAUUAGAUAUAUUGCCACUAAGGAUAAUGGGUUGAAUGAUCCGAGAGGAUUAGCCAUCAGCCCUGCUGGCCGGCUGGUGGUGGCAGUGUGGGGGGGUAAAAUAAAGACAUUUCAGUACUUGCAAUGAACACUGCUCACGUUGAUGCAAGACUUGGGAAACAGCAAGAUAUAAAUUCAAGAUUAAAAAAAAACAUUUAAAGCACCGACAGGAUCAAUAACAAGAACAUUGCACAGCAUGGUGACAUAUGUCCAAAGGCUCACGCGGGUGUUUCAAAUCCAGCACAAAGCUGCUUAAAACAUUAUGUUGCCACGGAUGUUAUUCCAGUUUUAAUUAGAAAGAUAUUAGAUCCUUCGUUAGUAUUGGCUAGACCAGGACUUCAUAACCAUGGGAAAUCAGUGCCACACAUGUGCCUGUCCAUAUUAGAUUCAAGGUGAAAUGUACAGAGACAAGUUUCUCCGAGAAAAUAUUUACAUUACAAAGUUUGCCUUUGGUGUAUUUUACACGUAUAUAUCAUCAUUUAGACGCAGAACGAACUGCACCACAGUGUAGAUUUGAUAGAGAUAUUGCAGACGCAUAAUCAUUUAAAGUGUGGGGGAACAACCAAAUCGUGUAUACAUUUAUUAACAUAAGGCAUUUAUUUAUUUGACCCUUAUUUGUAAGACUACAUCCCUGGCAGGAUUAUGCAAAGAGUUUGUGUACGGAAUUUCCUGAUAUUUUCGAUGGUCUGUUGAUUAAUUAAUUAGAUGUAGUUAAUUUAUAAAGUUUGUUUAUUAGUAAUAUUGUGCAAAAAGAUAUGGUGGGGUUUUGAUGAUAUUUAGGCAAUGGUUUAAUUGAUUAAUUAACUAAUAAGUUACAUAAUCAAUAAUUAACAUUCAUCUGAUUUAUUACUUAGUUUAUAAAUAAACACAUGGCCAGAAAUGCGCAGCAUUCACGCGAUACGCGAGGGCGCUACAGUAGGGCUUCA
Messenger RNA from Lingula anatina, 2853 nucleotides. Its product is annotated as tripartite motif-containing protein 2-like. The record is from RefSeq and is a predicted model, not a curated record. Lineage: Eukaryota; Metazoa; Brachiopoda; Lingulata; Lingulida; Lingulidae.